UCCCACAAUGCUCAGCGAGCAUCACCACCAAGAUGGCCGACGUCAUGGAGGAGUAUGAAAAAGAAGCUGGCUGCGUCCCUAUUCUCCAUCCAGAGGAAAUCAAACCCCAAAGUCACUACAACCACGGCUACACUGAAAAUGUCACCCGCAAAAAUCACGUGGACGACUACAGCACCUGGGACAUCGUUAAAGCCACACAGUACGGCAUCUUUGAGCGAUGCAGGGAGCUGGUAGAGGCUGGAUUCGAUGUCCGGCAGCCAGACAAGGAAAACGUAACACUCCUCCACUGGGCUGCCAUCAACAACAGGAUAGACCUGGUCAAGUACUAUAUAUCAAAAGGGGCCAUAGUGGACCAGCUCGGAGGAGACCUCAACUCCACACCCUUGCACUGGGCCACCAGACAAGGCCAUCUAUCCAUGGUGGUGCAGCUUAUGAAAUAUGGUGCCGACCCCUCUUUGAUUGAUGGCGAGGGAUGCAGCUGUGUUCACCUAGCCGCCCAAUUUGGCCACACCUCAAUUGUUGCCUACCUUAUUGCCAAGGGACAGGAUGUUGACAUGAUGGAUCAGAAUGGCAUGACUCCUCUUAUGUGGGCAGCCUAUAGGACACACAGCGUGGACCCCACCCGGCUGCUACUGACCUUCAACGUGUCCGUGAACCUGGGUGACAAAUAUCACAAGAAUACGGCGCUACACUGGGCUGUACUGGCAGGGAACACGACUGUCAUCAGCCUCCUGCUGGAUGCCAACGCAAACGUCGAUGCACAGAACAUCAAGGGUGAAACUCCGCUUGACCUUGCCAAGCAAAGGAAGAAUGUUUGGAUGAUAAAUCACUUACAGGAAGCGAGACAAGCAAAAGGUUACGACAGCCCGUCCUACUUGAAGAGACUCAAGAUGGACAAGGAGUUCAGACAGAAAGUGAUGCUGGGAACGCCCUUCGUGGUCAUCUGGCUGGUGGGUUUCAUUGCCGAUUUGGACAUCGACUCCUGGCUUAUCAAGGGUGUCAUGUACGCUGGCGUUUGGGUGGCCGUGCAGUUCCUCUCCAAGGCUUUCUUCGACCACUCCAUGCACAGUGCUCUGCCGCUGGGAAUCUACUUGGCCACCAAGUUUUGGAUGUACACAACGUGGUUCUAUUGGUUCUGGAAUGAUCUUCCCUUUGCCACGGUGCAUAUGCCCUUCCUCAUAAACACUCUGGCUCUGUUCUACAACUUCGGCAAAUCAUGGAAAUCUGAUCCAGGGAUCAUCAAAGCCUCGGAGGAGCAGAAGAAAAAGACUAUUGUGGAACUCGCAGAGACAGGCAGCUUGGAUCUAAGCAUCUUCUGCAGCACCUGCUUGAUACGGAAGCCAAUCAGGUCCAAACAUUGCGCCGUGUGCAACCGUUGCAUCGCCAAGUUCGACCACCACUGCCCCUGGGUGGGGAACUGCGUGGGAAGUGGGAACCAUCGCUACUUCAUGGGUUACCUGUUCUUCCUGCUGUGCAUGAUCUGCUGGAUGAUAUACGGCUGCAUCUCCUAUUGGAGAAUCCACUGUGCCACCACGUACGCCAAGGACGGCUUCUGGCUCUACCUGGCCCAGAUCGCCUCAUGCUCCCCGUGGAUGUUCUGGAUGUUCCUCAACAGCAUCUUCCACUUUAUGUGGGUGGCCGUGCUCAUUAUGUGCCAGCUUUAUCAGAUUGCCGCUUUAGGAAUCACCACCAAUGAGAGGAUGAACGCUCGGCGGUACAAGCACUUUAAAGUCACAGCCACGUCCAUCGAAAGCCCCUUCAACCACGGUUGCAUCCGAAACCUCAUCGAUUUCUUUGAGAUCCGCUGCUGCGGUUUGAUCCGUCCCGUGGCGGUGGACUGGACCACGCAGUACACAAUAGACUACGACCAGACGUCGGGCUCGGGAUACCAGUUGGUGUAAAAGACGACUCGAAGGAGGAAAAAAAGUGGAGGGGGGGGCAAGGAAGUCAUAAAGUCACCUCCUUCCGGGACAGCUUUGGCACCAUCUCCUCCCUGACAACCAUCAGCCAGGAUCAGCAUGCGGUUACCUCCUCGUCACCACCAACACGACAACGGACGGCGUGUCGCUGCUGGCCACAACAGGAAAGCCCCCUUGCAAAAUAAAAGCAUCUUUGGUACUAUUAGAGACAUGAUGCUGCCCCCUUUCCCUUUUUUAUUUUUAUCAUGCGGCAACCAUGAUUUUUUUUUUAACAAAUAAGGGAAUGUCUUUAUUUUGCACUGCCAUGACGGGGAGGGGGUGGUCAAGCUCGGUGGCAGUCCCUCACAUUUGGACCUGCAACCGUCGUCUUUUUUUUUUUAGAGGGUGCAAAUGCAGCAGACAGACUUCAUGGGGACUCGUCUGGUGGCACAGAAAUAUUUAUUUGAUAUUUAUGGCUCAUCAUCCUUUUAGCGGGGGUAGGGUUUUUUUUUAUAAGAAGACAUAUUAAAGUAGUAGUGUAUUUAUGAUUACUGUAUUAUUAACCAUACGAAGAGUUCACAAAAGGUUAAUUCCAUGUGUUUUUGUCUGCCUACAUCAUUGCACUGAUUUGUUUUGACUGUUUUUGGCUGUUUGCAUUGUUUACAGAAAGAAAGCCUAUCACACACUCCCAGUGCAGUGUAAAGAAUGUGCAUCUGUACAUAAUAUGGAACUGUUUUUUUUUUUUUGUCAGUGUUGGUAUCCUUUUUUUGGACUAAAAGUAGCUUUUAGUGAUGUCCAACACUGGUGUCUAUAGGCAACUUCCCACCACUGCAUGUAUGAUGCUCAACCCAAUGUAUAGACUCAAUGUUAUUAAGUAUUUGCAAGUCCUUUUUUGCAUCAUAUCUCAAAUCCAGUGUCAGUGCAAGUGUGUAAUAUAUUCCAUGCUUGUGGACUCUUUAUUUUAAAUGUCAUAUAUACAGUAUAUGUAUAUAUAUAGGUAUAUAUAUACUGUAUAAAGCUGGGUUUGUUAUACCACUGGAUGUACAAAUUGUAAAGCAAAGACCUUUUUUUGUUUUUUUUAAAGCAGAAAUGUGAACAUACAAUAGGUUUUCAAUUGCCUCAUCAUCAAAUCAUGCAGCUUUCGAGGUCCAAACAUUUCAUUCCCUCACAAUGUUCUUCCAGCAUCAUCUCCAGUGCCUCCUCACACCAUCACUUUAACUCCGCUUCAGAUGUAAAACAUAACGGGCAUGGUUCAGUUUUAAUGGCUUUCAUAAUAAAAUACAGUCAAACGUCAGCUUUUGUUGUUGUUGAGAGGAUGCAACGUUUUAUUUGUGCAGUUAGAAGUAUUGAAGGGGGGGAAAAAAAGUGAGAGUGUGACGUCACUGGGCGUGAACCAGGGCACCUGCUCCUUGGCCAUACCCAAAUCCUUUAGGUCCAAAGUUCUUGGCGUAGCAAGCUGUGGAGAAAAAUAGGAAAUAUAUCUUUAAUACAUAAUGGUCACUACAUUUGGUACACAUUCACCCUCUAAGCGUAAUUAUGCAGAAUAUGUAUCAAUUACUUACAGAGAUGUGAGGCAGGGCUGGACUAUUAUUAACAUGCAAAUGAUCCCACAAACGUUGCAUGUGACUUUAAUUGAAGCUGAUGAACUGUAUGGACAUUUUGUAUUAAUAAAAUUCCAGGAAUGAAAAAGCAAGUUGUAUCCUGGAAAUCCAGUCCAAUUGGACAUACUGCAGAUUCAUGGAACUAAGUUAGCAUUAGGGGCUAAAAAUGUCAGGAGCCAUCUGUCAUCAACAAUUCUCUUAUUUUUAAAUUAUAAUUUUUUAAUACAGUGUAUAUGUGUAAUUAUUACUAUAAAAUUUAAACUAAAUAAUUUUGGUUCAAAUUUCUAUUGUCAUUUUUUAUAGUGAAUUAUCAUUUACUAAUAAAUAUUAAUGUAUAUUAUUUUUGUCUACUAUAGAAUUUAAUGUAUUUGGUAAAUUAAAAAAUUAUAAAAUCACAUUGUUUGAAAAACGCCUUAAAACCUUUUAAAAG
Doryrhamphus excisus (bluestripe pipefish) is the source of this 3929-nucleotide messenger RNA. It is a transcript of the gene zdhhc17, whose product is annotated as zDHHC palmitoyltransferase 17. The record is from RefSeq and is a predicted model, not a curated record. Gene Ontology annotation, molecular function: palmitoyltransferase activity; protein binding. Lineage: Eukaryota; Metazoa; Chordata; Actinopteri; Syngnathiformes; Syngnathidae.